Molecule: messenger RNA, 2163 nt
Organism: Phymastichus coffea
Lineage: Eukaryota; Metazoa; Arthropoda; Insecta; Hymenoptera; Eulophidae
Product: DDB1- and CUL4-associated factor 12 homolog
Exons: 7
Coding region: 147-1514 (455 amino acids)
Cellular component (GO): Cul4-RING E3 ubiquitin ligase complex
Molecular function (GO): protein binding
Source: RefSeq, a predicted model, not a curated record
GAAAUAAGAGUUUAUCAGCUUGAAUUUGUGUAGAAACUCGCACAUUACACAUGUUGAAACAGUUGUCAUUUGGCAAAAUAUUUUUCUACAAAUGACAUUAAACUAUUAGCAACACAUUGCUAAUAUUUAAUCGCAAAGUAGACAAAAUGGCUGAGACUCAGCGGAUAACAAUUUAUGGUAGGCAACCACCAUGUUCCAAUCACGUUCGUCUCAUAUUGAGAAGAGGCAGAAGGCAAGAGACGAUCCAAGAAAGAAACAGAAAAUAUGAUAAACCAGACGAUUUUAUUCAUCAUGAGUCAAGUGACGAUGAUGAAGAUUUCGUCAGAGGUGAAGCGUUAUUUCUAAAAACUUCUUUCAAUUUCGCCGAUUACAUCCGAUCGAGAGAGUUUGGUGCAAAGGAAUUCAAAAAAUUCGAUCGACAAUACGGCUCUCGCCAUAUAUUGAGUCACGAUCUCUUGAAGGAGUUCCCUGUUAAGACAGAUAACUUAAAUAAAAUAUUUUGCUCCCAAUGGCUGAAUAGUCGCCAAAUUGUAUUUGGUACAAAAUGUAACAAAUUAAUUGUCUAUGAUGUAGCCAGGAGAACACCACACCGGAUUCCAAGCCUCAGUGGAAGACAAUAUCUAAGACAUCAAGAGCAGCCACUUGGUAUAUAUUCUAUACAGAUCAAUCCUUCAAGAAGUUUGCUUGCGACUGUAGGUCAAAAUAAUAGAGAGAUAGCAAUUUAUAGAUUACCAACGUUAGAUCCAAUUUGCGUUGGAGAACGAGGCCAUACAAACUGGAUUUACGACAUGUGCUGGGUAGACGAUGAAUAUAUAGUUACAGGUUCAAAAGACUCAAACAUGGCUUUGUGGAAAAUCGACAAAGAUCUAUUCAAAACUUCCGAAAAUGAAAACACACUAAAUUAUAGAUGGAUUCAACCAGUCACUGUGAAAAGGUGUAAAGCAGCUGAAAUAAUAAGAGCAAUGGUAUACAAUAAAUGUUAUAGAGAGAUUGCCGUUUAUUCGACGAACUCUUACAUUCACAUUUGGUCUGCUGAGACUUUUCAACAUAAGCUAUCGCGAAAGUUACCUACGCGUCACGAUAAUCCUUGUUUAGCUAUUCAAAACGAUGGAGUCUACGCGAUUGGAUGUCAGUCUCACACGUUACUUCUCGACGCAAGAACAUUACAGGCUGUGAAAAAAAUUCCUUCCAAGUACAGCGGUGCUGGUGUAAAAUCAGUAAGUUUCCUAGGCUCAGUUCUGACAAUUGGCACAGGCGUUGGAACGGUGAUGUUUUAUGAUUUGAGGGCUGGAAAAUACUUGGAGUCAUCGAUUAAUUCUAAUAGAACAGUCAUGCUGAGAACCUCAAGAGGUUUUGUGUUUCCUGAUGAAGGCUACAUCGAUGGUGUUCAAAAUGUCAAGUAUACUCCUGCCAUUUAUACUCACUGCUACGAUUCGGCGGGAACUCGGCUAUUCUGUGCCGGAGGUCCACUCGUACAGACAUUGUUUGGAAACUAUGCUGGCUUGUGGCAAUAAAUUUCCUUAAUUUCACUGGAAAAAGUGCAAUUAGAAAGCAAUUUUAAUAUGAACUAAAUGUACUAAGAUGGUAAGUAUGACGCUGUGAAAGUGGGUUAUAUUAUAUACAAUUAUUUAGACUGAAAUUGACUCAAUCACUUCCAUUAUUUUACAAAAAUCUAUGGUUUAUAUUAAAUCUUAGAUUAUUUUUUAUUACAAUAGUUUACUUCAUAAGACAAAGGUAUAUUACUAUUUUGUAAUGUGCAAUCCAUUGUUCAAAUACCCCUAUAUGAAAUAAUAUCUACGUAUUAUUACGUAGUCCAUCAGUUUUAAAAAGCAGUGUAUUUCGUUAAUGAUUAAAAAUUUGUCAUUACUGUAAGCAACCUAUUAAGUUUGAAAAAUGUGUCAUAUUAUGAGUGUAAAUAGGAUGUGAUUAAAAAAAGACGCAUUUUUAUAAAUUAUUAAUGAAAUGCGUAAACUUCGACGGUACGUUUACGUAUCUUAUUAUGCAAUGGAAGAAUAAUGAGCUUUUACUUGUGUUCGUAACGUUGUUCGCGAAUGCAAUGGAAGAAUACUAAGAGCUUUUACUUGUGUUCGUAACGUUGUUCGUGUAAUAAGUGUAGCAAAUUUUUUACAAGAUUUUUGGAGCACUUGUUAACUCUCUACAAUC